AUGCGACAUAACCAGGCCCUGCGUCUGACAGGCUGCAUAGCAGCUGCAGCCGUUCUGGCUAUGCUCUAUACUUUCGGUGUGCCUCAACUGGCCCGCUUUCGUUUCCGGUCGGACUUACCGCCGUAUGACUGGGGCGUUUAUGGCGCUGCGCCGUCCCGAAGCUACCUGUCCUGCAACUUGACCACUCCAAGACUAGAAAUCUUGCAAUGGGAUUCUCGAUGUGACUCGGGUUUCACCUUCUUAGCCCCACGAGGCUUUUCCGUUGCGAAACCUAGUCUUUUGAUUCUUGACGCGCAGGGGGAGCCGGUAUGGGUGGACUAUAGUUGGGGUGAGGUGCAAGAUUUCAAAGUCCAGCAAUUUAAAGGGAAAGAUUACCUGACCUUCUGGGCGGGUGUGGAAAUUGAUAUUCAUGGUCAAGGAUCCUGGUAUAUGCUCAAUACUUCCUAUCAAAUACAGUACAGAAUUUCACCUAUGGGAAAAAUCCUCUCGGGCGAUCUCCACGAAUUUCAGAUAACCGACAACGACACGGCUCUUGUCACAAUAUACGAUUCUAUACCUUUCGACUUGUCGGCUGUAGGCGGUCCGUCAUCAGGCUGGAUAUAUGACGGUUUAUUCCAAGAGAUCGAUAUUAUGACGGGUGAGCUACUAUUUGAAUGGCGGGCAUCGGAGCACUACCCCAUCAAUAGCACCUUUUGGCCUAUGGUCGGCGGGGAUAUAUCUAAACCAUUUGAUGCAUUCCACAUCAACAGUGUCGAUAAAGACGCCCAAGGGAAUUAUUUGGUCUCAAUGCGACAUACGUAUACCGUCAGCAAUAUUGAUGGAAAGACCGGUGCUGUCCUGUGGACAUUAGGCGGUCGUCUGAACGACUUCACCGACGUGGCGGACAGCGGUGCCACAGACUUCUCCUGGCAGCACGAUGCACGCUGGUGGGGGAACAAUACAAUCACUCUGUUGAAUAAUGCAGCACGCGAAUACGAUAGUCCUGGACCAUACAGCUAUGGCAUGUCCAUCCAGCUCGAUGUCGAAGCUCGCCAUGCCACCCUGCAAACUAUAUUUUCAGACUCCCAAAAGGUCCUGGCAACUUCUCAAGGAAACUUACAGGUACUGGAAAAUGGCAAUAUAUUCGUCGGUUGGGGCCACAGUGCAGCCUUUACUGAGUUUACUCCCGAGGGUGAAAUCCUAUGUGAUGUCCAUUUUGGAGCCUCGGCAUACUACAGCUUUGGGCGUAUUGUCUCUUACCGUAUCCUCAAGGGAACAUGGAGCGGGUUGCCUUUGACUGAACCAAAGGCAAAAAUAAUUGGCGAUGGAGUCUAUGUCAGCUGGAAUGGUGCAACGGAGGUAUGGGAAUGGCAACUAAAGGUCUCUGACCAGUCCCAGAGUGAGAACCCCACAUUCAGCACGUUGGGAAAGGCUCGAAAAAUAGGAUUUGAAACCAGGAUAAGUGCACCGAACAUCAAUCAGUACAGGGAAUUUCGGGUCGCUGCUUUGGAUGCUCAUGGGAUGGUGCUGGGUGAAACGGAAACAAUUAAGACCGAGGCCAUACCAAUAGGAAACAUUUCAAAUUUUCAGAUCUUGCUUACAGCCACUCUAAUCUCUAGUGCCUGCUUGGCCUUUUGGGGUUUCUGGAAACGAUAUGGAUCUUACCGGACAUGGCUGUGGAAAUACAAGACAUACCACAUAGUUCAUUAG
Molecule: messenger RNA, 1689 nt
Organism: Penicillium longicatenatum
Lineage: Eukaryota; Fungi; Ascomycota; Eurotiomycetes; Eurotiales; Aspergillaceae
Product: arylsulfotransferase family protein
Exons: 2
Coding region: 1-1689 (562 amino acids)
Source: RefSeq, a predicted model, not a curated record